AUGGCCAUUAAUUUAACCAAAUUCUCUAAAUUAUGGGGUAGUUUUUGUAAUUGUAGCAAUAUUAGAACGUUAUCAACAACAAGUAGAAAUAAUUCAAAAGUGGCUUUUAACUGGGAAGACCCCUUGAAUUUAGAUCGACAAUUACAUGACGAUGAAAAGGCUGUUCGGGACUCGGUGAAAGCUUAUUGUCAAGAGAAACUAAUGCCGAGAGUGGUUCAGGCAAAUAGAAACGAAGUGUUCGAUCGUGCGAUUUACAAAGAAAUGGGUGAAUUAGGAAUUCUUGGGUGCACCAUUAAAGGGUAUGACUGUGCAGGAGUGUCAUCUGUCACUUAUGGCCUUAUUACCAGAGAAUUGGAUGGUGUGGAUUCAGGAUAUAGAUCGGCUAUGAGUGUGCAAAGCAGUUUGGCAAUGGGUGCUAUAUAUAUGUAUGGUUCAGAGGAACAAAAACUAAAAUACUUACCGCGAAUGGCUAAAGGCGAACUAGUUGGUUGCUUUGGAUUAACAGAACCCAACCAUGGAAGUGACGCUGGUGCACUAGUUACGAAAGCAAAAUACGAUUCGAAUUCAAAAUCUUAUAUCUUGAAUGGAUCUAAGACGUGGAUAACGAACUCCCCUAUAGCAGAUAUACUCGUAAUUUGGGCUAAGAGCGAAGAAGAUAAAAAUAAAGUAAGAGGUUUUAUAGUCGAACGGUCUCAAGUUAAAAAGGGGCUGGACACGCCCAGAAUUAAGGGUAAAUUUUCCUUACGAGCUUCAGAAACGGGCAUGAUAUUGCUAGACGGCGUAACUAUACCAGAGGAGAAUUUAUUACCCAAUGUAGUAGGUAUGAAGGGACCUUUCGGAUGUCUCAAUAACGCGCGGUACGGGAUUGCUUGGGGCGCUCUUGGUGCGGCUGAAACAUGUUUGCGAAUCGCGCGAGAGUACACAUUAGAUCGGAAACAAUUUGGAAGGCCGCUCGCUUCGAACCAGCUGAUACAAAAGAAAUUGGCUGACAUGAUUACUGAAAUAAGUCUCGGUCUCCAGUCUUGCUUACACAUAGGACGUCUAAAGGAUGAAGGCUUAUUAGUUCACGAAAUGGUAUCACUUCUUAAAAGAAAUAACUGUGGUAAGGCUUUGGAAAUUGCAAGAGUUGCUAGGGACAUGCUCGGUGGAAAUGGAGUUUCAGAUGAAUAUCAUAUUAUAAGACAUGUGAUGAACCUGGAAGCCGUUAAUACAUAUGAAGGUACACAUGAUAUUCAUGCUUUGAUUUUAGGUAGAGCUAUCACUGGAAUACAAGCAUUUUAC
Brenthis ino (lesser marbled fritillary) is the source of this 1281-nucleotide messenger RNA. NCBI's taxonomy places the organism in Eukaryota, Metazoa, Arthropoda, Insecta, Lepidoptera, Nymphalidae. The record is from the annotation of a GenBank genome assembly.